Molecule: messenger RNA, 1283 nt
Organism: Chenopodium quinoa (quinoa)
Lineage: Eukaryota; Viridiplantae; Streptophyta; Magnoliopsida; Caryophyllales; Amaranthaceae
Product: MADS-box protein FBP24-like
Exons: 8
Coding region: 354-1013 (219 amino acids)
Biological process (GO): positive regulation of transcription by RNA polymerase II
Cellular component (GO): nucleus
Molecular function (GO): RNA polymerase II cis-regulatory region sequence-specific DNA binding; protein dimerization activity; DNA-binding transcription factor activity, RNA polymerase II-specific
Source: RefSeq, a predicted model, not a curated record
UCCUAUAAUAGAAAGACUAUAUUUCAGAAACUUAAAAAUAUGAUUAACUUAAACAGACAAUAUGAACUACAUUUAACACAUGUAAUUAUUGUAAAAUACCCUUUUUUUUCUUAAAAAUAAUUAAUAUAAAACCCUUUUUCUUAUUACAUAAGAGCUUCAACCCCCCCUCCUAAAAUAUACAUACUCACAAGCAGAACAUUUAUUAUUCUUACAAAACUUAUUUCCCUUUUGUUAUGGUUUCUUGAGGAGUAGAGGUUUGUUUAAGUAAGAGAGAGAAAUCGAAAAUUUGAAAAAUCCAAAUUAGGGUUGAUUUGUGUAAAUUCAGGAAAAAAGAAAGAUUAGAGAAACACACCAUGGGAAGGGGAAAGAUAGAGAUGAAGAGGAUAGAGAAUAGGACUAAUAGGCAGGUGACCUACUCGAAGCGACGACAAGGACUAAUGAAGAAGACCAAAGAACUUGCCAUUCUUUGUGAUGCUCAAAUUGGCCUCAUCAUCUUUUCUGGAACCGGAAAACUUCAUACUUUCCCUGAAUCUUCCAACAGCAGUCUAGAGCAAACCAUACAGAGGUAUCUGAAUGUUCAAGGCAUUCAGCUUCCAGUACAUGAUAAUCGGGAAGAACUAUAUUCAGAGCUGCAAGCGCUAAGGGAAGCGAUUCACAACGCUGAGCUAAGGAUAAGGAACUACUUGUGUGAAGAUUUGGGUCCUCUCCCCCUUGAGGACUUGCAAAAACAUGAACAACAACUUGAAUUAUCCUUGAAUGUAAUUCGAGUACGAAAGAACCAGCUCAUGCAACAGCAAAUGGAAAAUCUUCGCAGAAAGGAACAACUGUUGCAGACUGACAACGGAAACAUGUAUCGUUGGUUGAUGGGAGGAGUGCAACUUCAAGAGCAGCAGCAGCAGCAGCAGCAACUGAUGGGGCAGACGACGCUGUUUAUCGAAGAGCAGCCAAGUAGCAGCACUGUACUUGAGCUUGCUACUUCAGUAUUAUCCCUACCGCCUUCAACCCACUCAUGACUCAUCCGAACCUUCAAGACUAUGAGUGAGUUGUCUGUUUCGUGGCCGUCGUGGGUGUACCUUCUCAGAAUGCAUAUGGAUAUGCCUGUGCUUUAUAUAUAGUUUUAGAGCUUACUAUUAUAAAUGCUUGCUAGUUGCUACUGCAUAGAUCUUGUUAGUUUACAAAUAAAAACCUGAAACUUCUUCCUAGUUUCAGAAACUUCAUCGUAGUAUGAUUUUUCUGAUUGUCUGUUAAACUUUAUGAUUUGAUCAAUACACUGUAAUUUCUCA